Messenger RNA from Caenorhabditis remanei, 591 nucleotides. RefSeq lists its product as uncharacterized. Gene Ontology annotation, cellular component: membrane. Gene Ontology annotation, biological process: sensory perception of chemical stimulus. Gene Ontology annotation, molecular function: transmembrane signaling receptor activity. The transcript is spliced from 5 exons. The coding region runs from base 1 to 591 and encodes 196 amino acids. The record is from RefSeq and is a predicted model, not a curated record. Lineage: Eukaryota; Metazoa; Nematoda; Chromadorea; Rhabditida; Rhabditidae.
AUGGUACUGAAUCGAAUGUCUUGCGUAAUGAUUCCUACUGGAUAUGACAGUAUGUGGAAGAAACUAACACCUGUGGUUUGGAUUGCAAUACUGAUUCUCCCGUUUGGUGGAACUUGGAAUUGUAUCAUUUCUCGAGUAUAUGUGGAAGCUUUUCGUGGGGGAUUCACAAUGAAUUAUAUUAAAGCGGUUGAAUGGGCAGCCCUCUCAAAAUUUCAAUCCAUAUACAUCCUGACUGCUCUAUUCUUCACUGUCUUCUGUACUAUUGUCACAGUUUAUAAAUUGGUACUUAUACCAGGACGAGUCAAAUCUGUUGAGAAAUCAUUGUGCUUAUCCAGUAUUUUUAUAUCUUCCACGUUUCUUCUUGUGGCAGGAACACAGCUAGCCGUCGCAUUCUGCUCUGUUUGUCAAGGUUCAAUGUUAUUCAUUCUUCAGUUGCUGGCAUUCGACACGUUCACAGUUGGAUCAGCAGUAAUCAUGAUUAUCACCGACAGUAAAUUACGUGCAUGUGUAUUCCCAUAUACCUGGAAGCCAAUGAAAAUUCGAACAGCUUCUCCGUCAAAAGUUCGAGCGGCGAGUAUAUCGAUGUAUUAA